AUGCCACCAGAAGGAAGCAUGAGGGCUGUGAUACUUCCAGGUUGCCCAAGCCUAGAAAGCGGAAAUCGAGAGGCAGAACUCAGGUUCGAACCACGGACGUUCCGGUCAUUAAAUUCGCGCUUGAGCUAUCUUCACCGAGAGAUUCAGCGGAGAACCAUCGACCUAUCCACACAGUAUCUCACCAUUCGGAAUAGCUCAAACAUGUCCGCAAACGAAACUCUACCGUCCAUGGCUGUACGAAGAUUCAGUACCCUUCUGGAAGAUGCCGAAGAGAGACGAUUGGAAGCCAAAGUGGACAAGAACUUGGAUAGAUUUCGUCAAACCAGAUGGGGCAUAUGGAUGGACUUUGCAGAAACGACCACCUUACACGGACCCAUUCACAUUACAGCCACAAAGGGAAAACUGCGGAUCUAUUAUAUCAUUGUUGUGGCCAUGAUGGCUGGAAUGUUCUUUGCACACGCUGGUUACCUGUUCAAACAAUUUCUAAGCUUUCCUGUGCUAACCGAAAUAAAGUAUGGUAAUAUCGAUUUCACCUAUCCGGACAUUACAAUAUGCCCGAAUGCCCCGUUUACUGAUACGGAAAUCGCGGAAAACGCGAAAUUACACGCGACAUUAAACGGUACGUUAAAGUUUUGGACAGAAGCACGCCGGGUGAACUUCGGAUCACCAACUGCUCACGCCAAGAGGAGUUUUCUCUCGAGCUUUUACAGGUGGUCACAUGAAAUUGGGAAGAAACCACAUCAACAUGUUUUGGAAUGUCAGCUGAAGAAAGAAGAGUGUCUAGUGAGCUUCAUCAUUACGGAACACCCAAUCUACUAUCGAUGUUUCACACUCCGUGUCGAAACAAAGCCUCCAGUGCCUUCGGGGCCCACCAACGGAUUGCGCCUGAUCCUUCAUCGUGGCCAACCGGAAGCCAAUCCUUUGCUGUUGGUCGUUGAAGAAGAACCUGUCAUUUUACAGUCUGUCACCUCUAAAGAGGCGUUCAGAGCGAAGGAUGGAUUCUUCAUUACAUUUCAUGAAAGGGGUACCUUCCCAAAUUUCCCAGUUCAGCACCUUCCAAAUGGUCUUUCGCUGCGUUUCGGCGAGGCAGUUCGCGUCGGUCUGGAUCAAGUUCACUACAAAGCCGUGAAUAUCACUGGACGGAUGUGUAUCAAUGGCGAUUUUGCACCACAAAUCGAGCUGUUUCGGCUUGAUAAACUCUCCGAAAGCAAUGCGAAACCCUUUGAAGUCAGUAAAUCCAUGGCCAAGUUCAGUUACACGCGGCAGGCUUGUGUCGCGGUGUUGCGACAACGUCUCACCUACGCUAAAUGCAAGUGCUUCUCCGAGUCGUACGCGAUUCCCUACUCGAUGCGAGAUGUUGGUGAAGUGUGGUGCCACAGUUUGGAAACCAGCACGAUCAACAUUAUUCGGAUAGGAGAAACGUUGGAAUGCGCUGAAAGAAUUGCUAAUAUGACCGAUAUUCAGAUUGUGCAAGCGGUACGACCCUCGUCUGAUGGUGAUGGACUACCCGGAUGUCCGUUACGUUGUGAUCGAAGAAUGAUCAGUAUUCACUCUAGCCUUCAAACGAAGCUGAUACAAAGUCUGGAUCCAAAGAUACUAAUUCCCUAUUUCGAAAUAAUCGAGCUGCAUCAUUCAAUGCAAAAGAAAGAAAUCUUCAUCAAACAAGAUGGACCACCAAUCGAUCCGGAGGACUUGAUAUUUUUGGACAUUCAUCCCGUGACGGAAAUGGUGAACCAGCUCAUAGAAAAUCCUGGUUACACAGCGACCAAAUUUGUCAGCGACCUUGGAGGGAUUUCCGGUCUUUAUGUGGGAAUUACGGUGUACACUUUAGCUGAACUGGUUGACCUUGUCACGCAGUUUCUCGGAGUCUACAUCCCCUACGUGUGGUCAGCGGCAAAACUGGGGAUGGUUAGAAAGAAGAACUUGGCGGCCCGAGUGAAACGUCGGAUGACUGUUAGAUCGAUCUACGGGGCAACGGGCAGGACAGACGAUGUUUCGGCGAAUACCACCGCACAUAAUGUGGACGCGCAAUCAUGUUUGGAGCCCUGUAUGCAUACUGUAUAACAUGAGGUCGAAUGAACAGUGUC
This is a messenger RNA of Opisthorchis viverrini, 2087 nucleotides long. RefSeq lists its product as hypothetical. Bases 1 to 2064 code for a protein of 687 amino acids. Gene Ontology annotation, molecular function: ligand-gated sodium channel activity. The record is from RefSeq and is a predicted model, not a curated record. Gene Ontology annotation, cellular component: membrane. The transcript has 7 exons. Lineage: Eukaryota; Metazoa; Platyhelminthes; Trematoda; Opisthorchiida; Opisthorchiidae. Gene Ontology annotation, biological process: sodium ion transmembrane transport.